Molecule: messenger RNA, 1317 nt
Organism: Entelurus aequoreus (snake pipefish)
Lineage: Eukaryota; Metazoa; Chordata; Actinopteri; Syngnathiformes; Syngnathidae
Product: insulin-like growth factor-binding protein complex acid labile subunit
Exons: 2
Coding region: 52-1191 (379 amino acids)
Cellular component (GO): plasma membrane
Molecular function (GO): protein binding
Source: RefSeq, a predicted model, not a curated record
UUAGGUUUUCCAGGCGGCGAGCGCCCGUCUCCCCCCCUCGCCUCCGUCAUCAUGUCAUGUUUCCCCGCUGCCGUCCGCCGCUCGUUGCAGGCGCUGGGAAGCAGACGUGCAGCUGCUGUAGCCAUGAGGGAGUUCCUGUUCCUGCUCCUGUUGGCGUCAGCGGCGUCCUCCAGGUCUCACAGCACCUGGUGCGAAUCAGGCUGCAAGUGUCGGGGAGAUCUGAGGUUCGCCAUCUGCUCGCGGGCUUUCUUCACCCACCUGCCCGCCAGAGUCCCACCCACCACCGAGCUGCUGGACCUGUCCGACAAUCACAUCUCGGUCAUCCCGGAGCGCUCGUUCGGCAUGAACCGCAAGCUGCGCGUCCUUCUGUUGCAGAACAACAACAUCAGCGCGGUGCGAGACGGCGGCUUCUCGCUGCUGGAGUUCCUGCAGAAGCUGGACCUCAGCCGGAACCGGAUCGCCACGCUGGGCGAGGGUUUCUCCGCGGGCUUGGCCUUUCUGCGGGAGCUCCAGCUGGCCCACAACUCGCUGAGCGGCCUGGACAGCCGCAGCUUCGUGCACCUGGACAGCCUGCAGAGGCUGAACCUGAGCGGCAACGCCAUCCACGCCAUCCAGGUGAGGUCGUUUGCCUCCAUGAGCGGCCUGCGGCAGCUGCACCUGCGGGCCAACCGGCUGAGCACGCUCAGCAGCGGCAUGUUCUCCAUGCUGCGCUCGCUGGAGGUCCUCGACCUGGCCGGGAACCGGAUCAACGAGACGCGGGCGGGGGUGUUCAAGCCGCUCACCAGCAUGACGCUCCUCAACCUGGCCGACAACCGGCUGAGCAGCCUCUACUUCAAGACCUUCCUGAGCAUCCACACUUACAGCACCCACAUCCUGCUGGAGGGCAACCCUUGGAACUGUGACUGCGACCUGCAGAGGGUGUUCCGGAAGCUGCGGAGCGUCCAGAGACUCUUCCUGGACGACUAUUACAACCUGACGUGCGGGCAGCCCGCGGCGCUGCGCGACUACCGGCUGAUGGAGGUGGACACGGAGCUGUGCCUGGCCGAGACCGUCACCGUGCUCAUCAUCACCGUCACCGUGGUGAUAACCUUGUUGGCCGCCAUGCUGAUGGGGGAGAGGAAGAGGAAGAAGAAGAAGAGGGGGAAGCACUGGACGCAACAAGGGGAACUUUCCGAUGAGUCAGACUAUUGAUCACGACCCUUUAUUCAUGUAUGACAUCCAGCAUAUUAUUUCCAUAUAACGUCUUCAGGUCAGUUUUAUUAGGUUUACCUAAAAAAAAGGAACCUCUGUUUUGCCUUUAUUUAUUGUUCUAGUUUU